Molecule: messenger RNA, 636 nt
Organism: Hemiscyllium ocellatum (epaulette shark)
Lineage: Eukaryota; Metazoa; Chordata; Chondrichthyes; Orectolobiformes; Hemiscylliidae
Gene: otos
Product: otospiralin
Exons: 4
Coding region: 114-428 (104 amino acids)
Biological process (GO): sensory perception of sound
Source: RefSeq, a predicted model, not a curated record
AUUUAAACGUUUUGCCCCACAGCUAGCCAGGAGUGCGUUCAAAGUCUGAAGCUCAAUUUUAUUUAGAAGCCUUUCUUUUAAUCACUGCAAUUCCUUAAAACAUAUUGGUCAAAAUGAAGUGGUUUGUCUAUAUUGGGCUGUUUAUAUUUCUCCUCCUCAACAUCCUAACUGAUGCCAGUGUAAUCCGACAGUCGGAUGCUCACCAUGUGGAAAAACGAAGCCCUCCUUAUUGGCCUUACUCCACAACUGAUUUCUGGAGAUAUGUGGAAUAUUUCCGAAGCAUUGGAGACUAUGAAAGGAUCCAGCAACUGGCACACAUUUUCUAUGCUCAUUUCCCUAUAGGGAAUACCAUGGGCUAUGACACUCCAGAACAACCAGAAAUACAACAAGAAGUACAAGUCGAGAUUGCAAAGGAAGCAGAUGAAUAGGGAAGAAAAGACACAAUGAGUUAAUGCCUUUUAGUUUAACAUGUAAACAAGUAGAAUUUCAGUGAAUUACAUUAGAUCUGAAUUAUUGUAACAUUAUAAUCUGCUUUAUCUAUCUGGUGCAUCUAAAUAGUGAUUAAUUGUAUGACCCCUUAUAUAUAAUCCUGUUACAGAAUUUGCUUAAAUUGUAUUAAAAGCUUCUCUCACAUUA